GUAUGUGAAUGGCACUAGCAUACGGGAUGCUGGUAGUGUUACUCAGUGUAGAAGCUUGCACGUAUAGGCCUACACGUUGUAUUAUGUAAAACAAACGGUAGUGCAUGAAUUAAAUUGUAAUUUCGAAACCGUUUUGCAUCGGACGAAAACAGCAUAAACGUGGUUUCACAAGCAUGUAACAUGCACGUGUCGUCGUUCUAACAUUUCAUCCACAUAUCAACCGUAAAUCACAUCAACGUCAACGUUCGCAAAUUUGGAUUCCAAGAUGUCAAACUUUCACCUACGCGGAACCGGUCAGGAGGACCAUAGCCUACUCAAUGAGGACCAGGUGGUCGUGAAGAAGCGCCUCGAGCACGCCUCUAGGUGGCGCCCCAGGCUCACUUCCUGUCGUUGCUGGACCAUCGCGGCCUUGCUGGCCGCCUUCUGGCUGACCUUCUUCGGGCUGUGGCUCUACUUCAGCUACUUCAGGGACGCUGGGGGCGCUGCCGGCUCCGGAGCGGUCGGUCGCAACGUCAAGGCCGAUCUGGUAGUCUUGCCGCAGGAUUUGGCCGACGCGACGGGGGCUUACUGUCUGGACGGCAGUCCGCCAUCUUACUACUUCCGCAAUGCGUCUUCCGAGGAACACCACAAUUCCUGGAUUAUCCAUUUAUUGGGCGGUGCGUGGUGCUACAACAACUCCGAAUGCGCACGCCGUAGUGCCACCGACCUGGGGUCAUCGCGCAUGCUCAGUCCAAAGCAGCUCUUUGGCGGCAUCCUGUCGGCCAAUUUCACAGUCAAUCCGGACUUUUACGACUGGAAUGUUGCAGUCGUGAACUACUGCGACGGAGCCUCGUUUUCUGGUGACCGGGAAGAUCCCAUUAAUUAUAACAACACAAAGAUGUACUACCGGGGCUCCAGGGUGCUCGAUGCCGUCAUAAGUUAUUUACUCCAAUCAGCAGGACUACAGAGGGCCGACAGGGUCAUUCUGAGCGGCGCAUCUGCCGGGGCACUUGCUGUCUACCUUCACGCUGAUCGUGUCAGCAGCAUGGUUCCCGACGACGCCUCCUUCAAAGCCGUGGCAGACGGGGGUUUCUUCGUGCCCGAGGCGGAUACCAGUGGUGGAAACAGGUGGGAAAACGCCAUGAAGGACGUCUACCAAAUGCAACAGGUGGAAGGGAGCCUUGAUGAAGACUGUCUGCUUGCCAAAGGCAAGAACAAAUGGGAGUGUUUCUUCGCACAGUACGCCUACCCGUACGUCACCACCCCCAUGUUUGUCAUCAACUCCGCUUACGACAGGUUGGCUCUGAAGAACAUCCUCGGAGUCCGCUGUCGCCCUACUGAGUGCAGUAAGGAGGAGCUCCGGGUAAUUGGGGAGCACAGGCGAACCUUCCUGCAGCGUACGGACCAGAUCAACCGUUACAACAAAGACGGCAUGUUCCUGACAUCCUGCUACGAUCACAAACAGGCCUCCUCGGACUAUUUCUGGAUGACUUACAAAGUGGCUGGAAGAACGACUAGGGAGGCCUUCGCCGACUGGUAUUACGAACGGACGACGACGGCCGAGACGCGGGACGUAGACUGCGGCUCUCUGACGUGCAACCCCACUUGUAGAGGCAAUCGAUAG
Molecule: messenger RNA, 1603 nt
Organism: Patiria miniata (bat star)
Lineage: Eukaryota; Metazoa; Echinodermata; Asteroidea; Valvatida; Asterinidae
Product: pectin acetylesterase 11-like
Exons: 6
Coding region: 266-1603 (445 amino acids)
Molecular function (GO): hydrolase activity
Source: RefSeq, a predicted model, not a curated record